Microcebus murinus (gray mouse lemur) is the source of this 1428-nucleotide messenger RNA. The record is from RefSeq and is a predicted model, not a curated record. NCBI's taxonomy places the organism in Eukaryota, Metazoa, Chordata, Mammalia, Primates, Cheirogaleidae.
UGACCUUUGAACUGAGAACAUCCUCGGAAAGCCUUUACUUUCACACCCUGAGCAGCAAACUUUGCUAACUCAAAUUGUCUCUGUGGGACAGAGGCAUGCCCAGAGUGCCAUGUCACUCCGUGCAGACAUGGGAACCCAUGCCCCUGCUUGCAAAGCCUCCCCUCCCUCUGACCAGCAGCUAGGACGGUUGGGUGUUCCAAGCAGUGGCCUCAUCCCUGCUUUGACCCAAAGCAGGGGAGGGGAGAGCGAGCCAGGGAGGGCUCAGCCUUGAGAUUGCGCUGCAGACACAACAAGGGGUGGGGGCCCCAGCAGGCAGGGGCGGGGCAAAGCAGGUGAUAUCCAGCCCCAGCCCCGAGCCCUAUCGUCUCCCUACACGUCUCCCCAUGGAGCGCACCGUGGUGCUCAUCACCGGCUGCUCCUCGGGCAUCGGCCAGCACCUGGCCCUGCGUCUGGCGUCAGACCCGUCCCGGAGCUUCAAAGUGUACGCCACGCUGAGGGACCUGAGGGCGCAGGGCCCGCUGUGGGAGGCAGCCCGGGCCCGGGGCUGCCCUCCCGACUCCCUGGAGACGUUGCAGCUGGACGUGAGGGACUCAGAUUCUGUGGCCGCUGCCCGAGCACGCGUGACCGAGGGCCGCGUGGACGUGCUGGUGUGUAACGCGGGCCGGGGCCUGCUGGGGCCGCUGGAGGCGCACGCCGCGAGUGCGGUGAGCUCCGUGCUGGACGUGAACGUGGCCGGGACGGUGCGGACACUGCAGGCCUUCCUGCCAGACAUGAAGCGGCGGCGCUCCGGACGCGUGUUGGUGACAGGGAGCAUGGGAGGCUUGAUGGGGCUGCCCUUCAACGCCGUUUACUGCGCCAGCAAGUUCGCGAUCGAAGGCUUAUGCGAGAGUCUGGCGGUUCUGCUGCCGCCCUUCGGGAUCCACGUGAGCCUCAUCGAGUGCGGCCCGGUGCGCACCGCCUUCCAGGACAAGCUGGAGGGCGGCCCGGGAGGGGCGCUGGACUGCACGGACGCCCAGACCCGCCACCUCUUCUCCCUCUACCAGCGCCACUGCGAGCGGGUCUUCCGCGAGACGGCGCAGGACCCGGAGGAGGUGACAGAGGUCUUCCUCACCGCGCUGCGCGCCCCGCAGCCAGCCCUGCGCUACUUCAGCACCGAGCGCUUCCUGCCCCUGGCGCGGCUGCGCCUGGACGACCUCAGCGGCCGCAGCUUCGUGGCCGCGAUGCAGCGCGCAGUGUUCGCCGACGAGUCCGCCGAGGCCGGGGCCGGAGGCCUGGGGGCCCCUGAGCCCGGCGCUCCUCCUGCCACCCCGCAAUAAAGGCUCCAUCCUCCCCUGUCUCCCGUGCCUUCCUUUUCGUCCCGGGGCUGUGAGGUCCCCGGGGACAGGGCGGGGGUGGCGGCUGCACUGCGCUGGCGCAUGCAGCAGUUAG